GCUAACUCCGCGUAGUCCAUCACACCAGUACCAGCAUUUCAAACCUAGCACAGUAGCUUAUUGGUAGUCAGUGCAACUCUUUCAGCAGCAGUGUAAUGUGGUGUGUGUGUGUGUGUGUGUGUGUGUGUGUGUGUGUCAACUUUAGAGUACACAAUCCAAAGCGGAAGAGUGCCAGUGGAAGGUUGCCAACUCUUUCUCAUUCUGCCAGCUGUCAACUCAAAAUCAUUCACCCAAAAGGUGCUUUUCUUUCUGCAGGGAAAAGAUACAGGCUUACUACAUAAUUUCCCAGCAUUGCAGAAAGGUACUUGGAGUGCAGUCUUGAGCAGAUAAGUGAUAGGAAAGGAAAAGUUUACAGCCCCUUAAAACACACACACACACACGAGAAAGAAACAUGAAAUUGCACAUAAUGUAUGGUUUGGAUCCAUAAUGUUUGGGUACUCUAUAUCCCUAGCUGCCACAACAAUACCGUGUUGUAAGUUGUUGAUGAGUAAGAGCUGACAUCUAACAGCUUAGUUUAAAGCCACCCAUUGUUUUGUUUUUUCUCUCUCCACAGUGCCACCAGUGAUUCGUGUUUAUCCUGAAACCCAGGCACAAGAACCUGGGGUAUCAGCCAGCCUCAAGUGUCAUGCUGAGGGGAUCCCAAAUCCCAAAAUCUCCUGGCUAAAGAACGGCAUUGGUAUCAUGCCCAAAUUGUCUAAGCAACUGAUGCUAUUAGGUAAGGGUAAGAAAAGUUUGCUUUAUCUGACGUCAAAUGGAACCGAAUUUUUGCUUUUUCUCUUUGCAAAAUCAACAUCAGUCAAUACUUUCUACAGUUUCUUAGGUAAAAUCUGGAUCAAGUGCUGCUGUAUUGGUUGAGAUGAAAAAUAAUUGGCCCUGUGAUGCACCAAAUGGGAUGAAAAAUAAUUGGCUCCGUGAUUCACCAAAUGAGCCUCAAUGGUGGAUGCCCUAUGCAAAGGAUUUUGCUGGGGCACUAUGGGACUUUCUCCCCUUUCCCCACCCCAUGCAUCCCACAUACCUCCUGUGUGAGGAGUAAGGAGAGGGGGAAUCGUUAUGUCUGACAAGCUGAAAUGUCUGUGUUGACAAAGCACAACGCUGGAUUCCUCCAGUACACUAUCCCUUUUCAUAUGCAUAUUAUUGGAAUGAACAGAACAUUAUUUUCUGUGUUACUGGAAUUAACAGAGCAGGCCUGUUGCACAUGGGUGUGUGUGGAGACUCCAUGAAACAGAAACCACCACAUCCCAAGUGGGACAGUUUUUUGUUCCAUCAAGGGUGUGUUGGGGAAAUGAGGGGCUCUAGAAUCCUGUAGAUCCUUGACUGCCGCAACAACCCCAGGAUGUGCUCCUGGAACACCCUGUUUCAACCUUCACCUCUAGCAGAACAGCUACUUCUGGGGAGUCCUCUGCAGGCAUUUUGGGUGUGUGUGUGCUCUGGCAGUACAAGUACCACCCUACUAGUGGGCCUCUCACCUUUAUGCCGCAUGUACACCGCUCAGAAAGCCCCUCCAUGAGCCAAAUGCUGGCUGAGGGAAUGUGCCCUAAAGCAGCUCUCAAUUCUUUUCAUCAGUUUACAGUAAAUUUCUCAAUUCCUGUAUAAUUGCCACUUUUAGUAUCUUAUAUUCAUAGUGUCAAACUGCCUGUAAAAAAGCUAUAAUCAAAAUUAAUAUCCCAAAAUUCAUGUACAGGCUUUUAAACAGACUCUGGAAGUCCACAUGUUUUUCAAAGAAUUUUACAAUGCUGCUGAAUGGAAAUGAUUUUAUGUGGUUUUACUUCAUUUUUAAUGUUAAGUUACUGGCCGGUGAACUGUUUUAGACUGUUGUUUUAAGUGGCUGGCGUUACCGAAAUGUGCCAUUGUAUUUUAUGGCUGAUUUUGCUCCUUUGUGAAGGCUUUGCUUUAAAAGAUACCCUAGAAAUAUGUGAAUAAAUACAAGAAAUGAAAAUAUUAUCAGAACUUCAAAGAUUUAUCCAUCUGAUGAUGUAUUGUCUACUGUCAUUCUCUUAUUCUUAGAAAGAUAAGUAAACUUUUGUGACUUUCCAAUGUCAUGGUAACCAAUCAUUCAUCCUCAGUAUUUCUGGACUUCUUCAACUGUAAGCAAUCUCAAUUCUGGAACAAUGAGUUCAAAAGCAUAAUUGUAAGGCUGAAACCCUACGUUGUAUCCAACAUAGUUGCCCUGUUACUGUUAACACAAGGACUUCCUCCUGCACCAUAGAACUUCCUUUCCUCUCCUCUCUCUCUCUUCCCAGUCCUCCAGAACAGAUGGGCAGGUGUGCAAGGAAAGGAAAAAGUCCUUGCGCUAACAGAAUUACUUUGUUGGAUAAAACCCUCUGAGCCUAUUUGAUUUCACUGGAACUCUCUGUCAAGUAACUGCGUUUAAGACUGCAGCCUAAAAACCUCACUUUCCAGAGCUUGUUACAAUUUAUAGCUUUUGUGGAUCUUUUUUGUUGCAGCAAAUGGAAGCGAACUUCACAUCAGUAGCGUUCGAUAUGAAGACACAGGUGCCUAUACUUGCAUUGCUAAAAAUGAAGUGGGAGUAGAUGAGGAUAUUUCUUCUCUCUUCAUUGAAGAUUCAGCUAGAAAAACUCGUAGGUUUAACUUUUACACACACUUUCUAAGCUCUUUACUAUAUCUAAGGUUAUGGUUUGAGAUUUUAAAACUGCGGACUUAAUUGAAUGGUACCAAACUGGGUUUUGCCUGAGUAAAGAUUCACAUGAUCAAGCCUAAUUUCAAAGUAGCUGUCUGCUUCCCAUUUAUCACCAACAAUAGUUAAUUAAUUACGCAAUUCUAAGAGACUUUGUGGUUCCAUUCACUGUUGUUAUUUAAAACUAACAAACUCUGGUUAAGAACUUCCACAUUGUUCCUUAGUAGUCUGCUUUAAUAUAUAAUGAGUCUGAAGCAAAGAUGGAACAUGAGAAAUUUAGUGAUGGGUAGAUUUCUCUAUGGUUUGGAAUUAAGCCUAACCCCCACCCCCAAUCAGUUCAGCAAACAUCCAGCACAGUGUAACAGCAGCAAGAGUGCAUUGGCACCUAAAGGUUUUCCUGCAGACUCUGCCUCUUUUAGCUUGUCUGGAACACUUUCUGCCAUAUGUCCUCUUCUAGUAAAUCAUUCAAGGCUGGGGAUAAUGCAGAUGGUUCCAUCCAGGUUAUGAGCAUUAUAGGCUAUGGAUAAAUCUCUAGACCCUGUUAUGCUCCUGAUGACACAAUCUAGAACACACCAGGGAUUAGAAACCUUCAAGCUUGCUGUGAUUAUCUUUAUAUCCCCAUGAUGUCCUCCAAGAGAUCAUUGAUGCUGGGGCAGCCAAAUCCAUACCUGUGGGGUCACAGUAUUAUCCAAGGCCACCAUGCUCUGGCCUUAUUCUGAUGGCAUCUGCUGGGCUAUGUUAUGGCCUAGAGUUUAGGGGUACUCUUUUGCACCUAUUUUGGAGUUAAAAGUGCUCACAAAUCAGACCCAUACCACUAAUGAAACCUCAUGGAAGUCUUGCUUAUAAAAUAUCUGCAGGAUGUCUCCUAAUUUGAAGAAAUAUGUGCAACAUGAUACAAGGUUCAGCUUGCAUAGCAGGGAAGAAUGCAAGAUUUUUCAUUGACAGUCAUAGAAUUACAUUUGUUGCCAUGCUAAUUAAAAUUGCAGUCAAUUUGUAUCUCUCAUUUUCUUGAUGCCUAAAGCUAACAAGGCACUGCUGCAAAAGAAAAAUAUUUGAAGCUAUUUGUCUAUUGUUUUCAAAGCGCAACAUAAGAUUGGUCUCACAAUCCUUUGUAGCAUCAUGGCAACCACUGCAUAGCACCGUGUACUGCCAGCUUUACACAUUACAUUUCUAAGAUACGCCAACAAGAUAUUGCAUUUAAAAAUUUAGUGCAUGAAUUUGACAAACAUGUAUUUUCAAAUGGGCAUAUAAUCACAAAACAACAACCCCUAGGCAACUGGGAUUGACUACAGCUCCCUAACAAAUGUGCCUUCAGUCACCAACACACAAUGGAAGAUCAGCCCCAGGCAUUUGUUCCACAAGUGAGAAAUGUAAAUAAAUAUUAGGGAAAAGAAUAAUAGUAAUCUCCAUAGCAAGGCUGUUUUUGCCAAGAGAGGGCUGUAAAAAUAAAUUAAUUAAAAAAUAAAACUUUGAACAUCAAAAUGCUCAUUAAUGAAUAUUAAUGAAAAGAAAGUCUGCUUAGCAUUAUGAUUUCUGUAAUUAUCUGUUAGAAAAUGCAUUGCAUUUACAGCAAGCUUUCAUGUGGUUACAGCUUCUGUGUGAUUCUACAAGAUAAAAGGCCAUUAUUGUGGAAAGAGGAGAACUGUCUGCUCAUGAAGAGACAUGUUUUGUAAUCUUUACUUAGGCAAAAAUCAAAAAUAUUUAAUUUAAUGAGAAUUUUCUCUCUAUAAAAACUUUGAUGUUUGCUGUGGGGGAGGGGCAAUAGAGACUUCAACAGAAAAACUGAAUUUGGUGAAGUUUAUUUUGUCAUAUCUUUACUCAAGUGACAUCAUGUGUCUGAAUUAAUACUGUAAAGCUAUCAGAGGAAAAACAAUUUUAAAAAACCAGAAUGUUAAAUUCCUUUAAUUGCUGCAAUGAAAUUUUGACAAUGUUUUUUUUUUUCCUUUUCUUGAUCAUUUUCUGGCUCUCCCAUUUCUCUGAUGCUGCAGUUGCAAACAUACUGUGGCGAGAGGAAGGUACUGCAGUAAAAUUGUCUUGUUGUAGUGAUAAUGUGCUUGUCUGCUUUAAUAAUUCCAUAAUGGACCAUUCUCCACUGAUUUGCCACUAACUUUAGCAAUGUCAGCAGGUCUCAGCUUAGCACGCAGGCAAACCCAACAAAUAACUGGUAGAAUAUUAGUGAUGCAACUUUUCUAAAAGACUCUUAAGUUUCUAUGAUAAAGAUUUUCUGAAUAGGCAUUCAGAAAGUUAACAACAUUUGAAAACAGAUUCUUAAGUAAUUAUCAGCAGAAACACCAGAAUGAAAGUCACAAUUUGCUAUACUUUAAGUGGAAUGUAAGUACUCUAAUUUACACCAACAAAUCCUGCUGUUCUUUGUUCAUCUACAUCACUUGAACAGAUGUUUAUUUUCUAGGCCACAUAUUUCAGCUCCAUAUUUUUAGCUAAAUAAAUAUCAGAAAAGCUGUUGCUCUCCUUCCCUUCAACCAUGUAGAACACUGCUUACUCCAGUGACAAUUGUUUAUUCAGCUCGAUCAGAUUUAUAGUGAAUCCUACAGUUCUAGUCUCUAUGCAGGUUAAAAUAAUCCUUAAAACCUUCAUGGAUUUACUUAUUGAGGUCUGAUUCGUAUAUCACCACAGCAGAGCAAGAUGUGUUUUCCUUGUUUCUCCUUCCUCUCAUGUCACCAUGACGAUAUAUUAAAAAGCUGGACCACAUGAUGGAGCCAAUUGCCAAGUGUUCUUCCUACCCAACCAGGAAGGAAAGGUGACAGUUGCCACCCCCCCAUGAUUCUAGCCUUCCGAGCAUUACUGCAGCACUGUGGGACGAUUCUGCAAAAAGACUCUCUUAAGUUCUCACAGGAGCCCUAAGUAUUGAGAUAUGUCUACAGGAAAUUGUACAAUGAAUUGCCAGUGUAAAUAUUUGCUGGGCAGUAGGAAAUAAUAGAAUUUUUCCAGAGUUUCACAUCAAGUGAAUACCUAAGAUAUUAAUUUGCAUGUGCAAAAGCUGGUCAGGGACAGUUAAACAAAUGGUUGUUUAACUUAUUUUGCCAUGUUGAUCAUGAGAUGGCAUGUCCUAGUGGUUCACUGACUGGGCAUCUAUCGCAGCUGAGAUGAACUCAACGUUCCACAAAUGGAUGAAAUAAUUGGCCUGUGUUGACUCCGUCCAAUUAAGUACCUUUAGUAUCAUAGCAUCACCGGGUUAUUUCUUCUUCCUUGAUAAAGUCUCUGCAAUGCCGAAAGGGCACUGGAACACACCUUACAUGAGCAUGAUAUCCUGCAUCGAUCAAAUCUUUCCUUGGAGUCAGAGAAGCAGGAUUUAGCUCUACCAUCAAAAUACAGUUUUUUCACAAAAUACUAGAGUGGUUGUUUCUGAUGUUCUAGGCUUGUGUGCCCAUUCAAGAGAAGUGUGCCAUAAAUGGGGGAAAGGUAGUUUAUCUGUAAGAUCUGAUAUAGAAAAUUUCAGGCUAUGAACUUUUGUGGACUUAUAUAGAUUACGUAAAUUAAAUAAACUCUAAAAAGUUAGUAGCCUGAUAUUUUUAAAGUUAUUUUUAAGUAGCAUGUUUGGAACUGGCAUAUAGGAGGGACAGGGAGUUCUGUCCCUGCUCCAGAAACUUAUGGCAUUUCCAUGCAAGGAAUAGGGACCUUUCCUGCUUGGAUUCUUUCCUUGGUCCUGAAGGGAAACUUCUUAUCUUUAAGGGCUCUCUUCUUUAAAAUGUGGUUACUUGGGGCAGGGUGUGCAUAGGCUUAGAAAACUUGAGUAAUGCAAUGCUGGUUCUAAUGAAGGCUAGAACAUGGACUACUGCAUUUUCCUCAUGGAAAAUUCACCAAGGCUAUGAUAAUAAACCACUAAUGCUUCAGCAACAUGAAAUUGAGUCAUAGCAUUACCAUAAAUAUCUGCUUUAACGGCAGGGCAAAUGAAAGCUGAAAUGUGAACAUGCAUUUUAUCAAACGAUCAUAAAGAACAGGGUGGUUAAUGUGCAUGAAUCUGAAUAUAGGCACAGUUCACACUUACCAUAAGUUAAUGCAUGAUUGUUAUCAUUUGUUUUAAACUGUCCCAACUUUAAACAUCUGCAGAAAUGUGCACUCAUUGCAUCAAGGGCCAAAUCCUGCUUUCUAAUGUGUGUAUUCAGUCCUCAUUGAAAUGAAGAGGAACUGUGUGCAUGCGGCAAGAAAGGACUUUGGUCCACAUUUGUUGAAAAUGUCAGCCUAAGAUAUGCCUGAGGUAUUUUAGUUCUUCAGCAGUGAUGAUAACAUAGGAAUUUGCUAGCCGUGUGUUCAGAAAAUGCAUGAUCCCUCACUGCAGCAUCACAUUUCAGGAUCAUUGAUCCUAGAUCCACUUUGAUGCCUUAACUGGGGUAUUUCUGUGGUAUAAUUCAAAGGCUAAACUUCAUAUAUCAAAUUCUCAGCACACCAAACGGAUAUAAUAAAAGCUAUAUAAUGUGCAAGUGUCAUUGUGUUUUGACGCUAUGGAAUAUACACCAGAGGACUCAAUCUUGCAAAUACUCAUUUUCUAUUGCAUACUUGUUUGCAAGAUCUGUGACUCCAGGAGCAGUUGUACUGAAAAGCAUGAUGAAUUGCAUCAAUUUAACAGCAACAAAAAGCAAAUAUUGCAUGGUUGUUACUUAUUUUUUAAAUAAGCAAUAUUUUCAUUAUUAAAUUGUCAGUGCACAAUCUAGCCAAAGUUAGGCACUUCUAAAUCGAGCCAAUUUCAGUGAGAGUACUCUCAUAUGCUUAAUUAUUUCCCUUUAAAUAAAUGGAAAUGGAAAAUGGUUACACUUUAGCUGAAUUGUGCACUUUGUGAUUCCUUGAUUUCCAAUCUUGGAAGCGUUUAAUGUCAUCCAGUAACUUUUCAAGUCUGAACAGGAUACACAGUUUAUUAGCUUAAAAACAACUAUCAUCCACCAAAGGUAACUUUUUUGACAAAUUGAGCUUUCAUUUUCUGUACAAAACAGUUUACAGAAGUAAAACUAUGGAAGUUUGGCAGAUAAGUACACUAUCAACUUUAUUUGGGAUGACAGAAGCCAUUACAAUACCGUAUCUGUAGAAUAUAUAUAUAUACAUGUGUAGUGAAAGGAUUUCUGAUGAGAGUGAUUGAAAAGCAUACAAGGUAUUCAUUACUGCAUUUGCACGUAAUGGAAAAUGAAGUAUACUAGCAACGUUUCAGGACAUUUCUGAUUAAGCAGAAAUGUAGAAUACAAUUCUUUUACUAGAAACUCACUGACAGGCUAUUUUCCCCCCCUAAAGCUUCUGGAAUGCCCCAGUUUUGAUAGAUGAGUGCUAUUGCAAUGCUAAAAGAUUCCACAUUUGUGAAUUGCAGUUUGCAAAAUUUCAAAAAUGUUUUUGCUUUGGUGGCUAUAAGGAUUUGCCCCCGCCCCCCAAAUGUCUCUAGGCCACUGGGGGAAAAGUAUUACCCUUGACAAGUCAGCAGCACCCCUUAUUCCAAAUUGUGUGAAAUGCAUGGUUACAGUCCAUCAUUUGAAACAUUUACCUGGAAAGGGCAAAAGUAUUAGCAAACUGCUUCUAAUGCAAAGGAAAGAAACCUGCAUAAUAAUUUGAUUGCAAAACACAUGAUCCCAAGAUACUGUCUUACGUUUCUAAUUGUUACCACCAAGGCAAUACAUUUUUGAGCUUAUCUGUACCUCUUUCCUCACACCUUGAAGCCCUACUUGUGACAUGAACUUUAAUUUUGUGAAUGCACCAAAAGCAUCCAAAUCUCUAGGGGUUUUUUGGUUUCGUUUUGUAUAGUAAUUUUUAUUUUUGAGGUUUAGCCUACUUUUUUUGUUUUCAGACAGGAAAUUAUGACAUGUUUUUUCCCUUGCUUUUUUGUUUUCUCUUCAAGGGCUCAGUGUGGGAAACAUGUUCUAUGUCUUUUCUGAUGAUGGAAUCACAAUAAUUCAGCCAAGUGACUGUGAGAUCCAGAGACACAUCAAACCAAAUGAGAAAGUUUUCUCAAGUUAUGUAAGUUUGGGCUAAUUAAUCUUGGUCUUGCAUCAGGGAUGUAAGAAGUCCUUGUUUUCCUUUCCACCCUGUAUUUAUCGCGGGCAGCACUGCUUUUCUGCCGCAGUUCAGCUUCUGUUAAAAACUACAUUAUUUAUCUCACUGCCUGCUGUGGCAAAAUUGUGAAAUUUAUAUAUUGUACAUGUAAAGAGGAAUUCAAUGUUGUGCUAUGUUGACCACACCAUCAGCACAAGCCUUUCAGUGUGCUGGGUAGAACAACCCCUUCAUCUCCCCUAUGUGCUGGGGGCUCUCUCAACCUGCUGAGGCAAUUUUAGGACUGCAGAGGGAAUGGGGGGGGAGCCCCAUCACAGAAUGUGAAAUCAUUGCACAGGGCUUCCACUGGUGAGACUUGUGAGGUGAAUCCCUACCAUAAUUCAUGUAAUUAUGCCAAAUUUAUAAAGUUUAGAACUGGAGUUUCACAGACCUUCAGUUCCAUACAUUCAUCUGAAUAAACCACAAUGUGAGGAGCACAUUUUCCUGGCCACCCAAGUUCUAUUGAACUGAAGGUUGAGAAAUUUAUCAAGAAGCUCCUGUUGCCGAAACAUAUGGUUUACCUCAGGGUAGACUCUACCUUAGCUAACUUAGGGCCCUGUAUUGUGAACCACAAGUUCCAUAACUCAGAUAUGGCUCUCCCAAAUAUUCAAUGGCUAUAUUAUUGUUUGAAUAUAAAUUUCAGUCUGUGAUGGCUUAAAACAGGCGUAGGCAAACUCGGCCCUCCAGAUGUUUUGGAACUCCCAUUAUCCCUAGCUAGCAGGACCAGUGGUCUGGGAUGGUGGGAAUUUUAGUCUCAAAACAUCUGGAGGGCCGAGAUUGCCUAUGCCUGGCUUAAAAUAAAGCUGGCUUUGCACCUCAGUUUUGCAUGUCCAUUCUUCCCGCAGCAAACUGGGGAACAAAUUUCUACUUUGAAAAAUUUGAAGAUGUUUUGUGGGGCAGGGAGUUGUUCUUACUUUACUAAUUUAAUAGCUGAAGAAUGCACUUAAAACCUUUUUUUAAAAAAUGCUCCAUGUGCUCUUGCAGUGAUGUGAGACUCUCUGUGCACAGGCUUCCAUUGCAACAGUGUUUCCUGGAACAUGUGUGUGACUAUAUGACAUUGUGUGGGCAUUCCAAGGAGUCCUGCAAUGUGGGAUCCUGUGUAGACAGAAUCUGGUGCCACUGCAAGCACACACAUGGCCUUUAUAAAUGUUGAAAUGCAAGAGAGACCCCCUCACAUUUAAUAAGGUAGAAAUACCAGCCAAUGAAAAUUCCACUGAAGCACUACCACUUCCACCUCCCUCUUUGGAGGUCUCUUCAACUUGACCUCAGCCCCAUCAAAUGACCAAAAGACAGGUCCCCCAAAAGGUUUGCCAGAGAACUAGCUCAAUACCACAGGUUAGAUCUAUUACUCUCAGCACAAGCCAUACCUUCAAGGUCUCAUUGUUUUACCUUCUAUCGUUUUCCUCUGUGGCCGUAUAUAGCAGACUGCCUGGAUCACAGCACUGAACCUAAACUUAUUAAACCUGCUUUCAUUAUUUUAUUUCAGGCAGAAAUCUGUCCUAGAGUUGAAGGUGAAGCCAUUCAGUCCUGCCUCUGGGCUUCCGCUGUCAAUGUCAGAGACAAAUAUAUUUAUGUAACACAGCCAAAGUGGAAUAGAAUAAUGAUCCUUGAUAUCCAGACUCAGAAAGUCAUUCAGGUAACUUCCCAGGGGCAACUGAAUGCUUUUGGAUGGGGGACAAAAAGGUUUCAUACUGCCAAAAAUUUGGUCUCUUCCCAAAGGAGGUUCUAGCUAUUGACUUUGUUAGUAGAUUUGUAAAAAUACAAAUCUGCAGCUGGGUUAGCAGCAUGUUAGGAGUAUGGUAAUACCCCAUGCUCGACAUCCUGAGGUGGCUACUAGAAAGAGGAUCGUUACUAAUCAUGUCGCUAAUAGUUUGACAACAACAUUUUGACACUAUAAUACCUGUCAGUUGAAGUCCUCUGUUAACAACAUACCUAGGUUGUAAUAUGUAAUGCUGAUAACUAUAUAUGUAGAGUAUUGUCAUAUUCUGAGGCUGCAAUCCUCUACACAUGUACCUGAAAGUAAGGUCCCACUGAACGCAGUGGAAACUUACUUAUGAGAAAGCAAACACAGGAUUGCAGUUUCUGUAAGGUUGUAAUUCUAUGCACUGAACUCUGUGACACUUUCAAAUAAAUAUGCAACCCAGAUACUAAAGUCAGUUUAUGGCUGGCAUGUUAGGCCCUUGUCAUGUCCACAACACCUCUUUCUUAUUCAAAAGGCUCCCACAACAUGGCCACAUGGAAUGGAAGCAUAUGUAGAUGAAGGGAUUCACUGAGUGCUGUUCAGAAGACCUGCAUAAGCCCUUGGUGGGUGUAGUGGUAGAAAGCCAGUGUGGUGUAGUGGUUAAGAGUGAUAGACUCGUAAUCUGGUGAACCGGGUUCGGGUCUCCGCUCCUCCACAUGCAGCUGCUGGGUGACCUUGGGCCAGUCACACUUCUCUGAAGUCUCUCAGCCCCACUCACCUCACAGAGUGUUUGUUGUGGGGGAGGAAGGGAAAGGAGAAUGUUAGCCGCUUUGAGACUCUUUAAAGGGAGUGAAAGGCGGGAUAUCAAAUCCAAACUCUUCUUCUUCUUCUUGGUACUUCCAGGAGGCUGAGGAAGAGACUCAGUAUCAUUGCUGACAUUUGUCUUUUGGUGCUGUCAGCUUCCUCUGGAAGACAGAUGUGAGGGCCAGCUGUUUGUCAUCUACCCCCCCCCAAAAAACCCCUGCAUUUAUGCCAAGCUCCUUGGAGUGUAGCAAGACCAGUACCAGAAAAUGCAUUGUCAGUUAACUUUCAUUUUUGCUUGUUCUUGUUCUUAAAUCUAGAUCAUUGUUGGUUUUUGUAAUAUUGAAUCGGUUUGCCAAAUUGUUGGUUUUUGCUACUUUGAAUUUACUAACAUGUUCUGUAUUUUAUAUUUCCUGUGUUCUCUGUUUUGAACAUUUGCUGUAAGCCACUUUGGGCGCACCUCAUUGUGGAAAAGCGACACUUAAGCAAAGCCAACCAACCAACCAACCAACCAAUCAAUCAAUCAAUCAAUCGAGGAGUGGUUGGCAGGGGAGGGGUGGCACAAUGCAGCUCAUCUCCUGGCAGCGAUGUUGCUGCUUCUUACUGGGAGACAGAGGGUGAGGCCAGUGGUGGAGGAAGGUGGGUGCAGGCUACCCCGGGUGUCAUCACUGAAGGGGGGUGACAAAAUGUCAAAAAUCUGGGUUAAAAAAAAUAAUAAUUGGGCUGACGAAACUUUAUAGUUCAGUCAACAAACGCAACAAAAAGCAGCUGGCACUGGGCGCCACACUGCAGGGGCCGGCACUUACCACGGGGCCUGCAACAUGCCCGAGUCACGCUUCUCUCUUGGGAGUGGCGUGGUGGCUUGAGCACCUGCAGGCUUGGCUCUGCCUGAAAAAGCAGCGUGAAGCUUGCGUCUGCCCACCGCCACUCCCUCAGCUGCCCUACAGCAAAGGGAGAGGCUGAGGAAAGGCUCGACACACACGCCCUGCCCCCAUGGGCAGCUCACCCUGCCCCCAGCUGCAGGACACGUGUGCUGCACCGGGCACCUGAGCAGCUAGCUGUGCUGCUGGGUGAGGCGCUGGGGAAGUUGGCACUUUGUGGGUGGAGAUCAUUUAGUUCCCCGCCAGUGUCCCUGCUCAGUGCCAGACUCCCUACCAUCUCACCACUCUCCAUUUUAGUAAGCACCAGAGCUAUGUGGUUCAAACUGCAGAGAAACAAAAGACACAGGUACCAUACUGGUGUGCCACACCAUCUAUGCUACAUAUCUGGGUGUAAAUUGUGUAGAGAUGACAGGACUGGUAUGGAAGCAGCUAUGGUAGGGCAGCAGCUGCUUUGCUGGCAACAACUUACAAAGCAGGUCUCAGUAUGCCAGCGUAUUAAACUGGGUGCGUACAGUGACAUGCAGUGGUUUGGUGUCUGACUUGGACAUGAAAUGCAAAAUGUGCACAAAGGCUUUCUUAAUAGCUUACAGACCCUAAUCAAAUGCAUAACUUACAUUCUUUUUCAUAAGGAAGAGCUAAUGAAACUGUUUUUUUGUUACUUUGAAGAUCUUGGACACUGACCCUCUACCUGUAAAAUUACAUUAUGAUAAGUCACAUGACCAAAUUUGGGUACUUAGCUGGGGCGAUAUGAAGAAGUCUCAUCCGGUUUUGCAGGUAAGCCUCUUACAAACGCAAUAGUUAAUCACAAUCUUCUUUUAGAGCCAUUAUUCUUAUCAGCAGAAAUUUAGGAAAUCUUAUAUAAAUGUGAGCCUCAACUCUGUCUCCCUCCCUCAUCCUUAUCACUGUUUCUUUCGUUUCAAACACUGUUUCAAACACGCUGCAAGUGCAAAGACCUGCACAAAGACAGCUUUUGAAUAAACUGUGUAGACUUUUUUAUAGCUUAAGAACAGAGCUGAUGGGAAAAUUUAUAAACCAGAAAUGGGGGACGUGUGGCUUUCUAGAUAUUGUUGAACUCCAAGCCCCAUUAACCCCAGCCAGCAUGGCCCAUGGUCAAGGAGAAGAGGAGUCCAAAAACUUCCAUAGUUAUGUCCAGCCAGUGGAAAGGAGUAGCACUGCGUAACUGGCCUGUUGGCUGAAACGUUAGUUGGACAGUGAGAUGGCGGGGGUGGGGUAGCAGUGAGGUUUGGGUGUACCAGCAGAGCCAAUCAGGUACUUUUGCUGGUAUGACCACAUUGCCCCAAGGUCUCUGCUAUCCUGCCCCACCCCCUCACCAUCCUGGUGCACAGCAGCAAUGCCACCCCUUCUCACCAGCUGCUCCUAUUUGGUUAGCCACAGGUUUCCUCUCCCCAGUGUAAACUAAAUAAUUCUUCAUCUGCCAGUGUGAGAACUGAGGACCAUUUUAAUUUCUUCAUGUUUCAUCUCAAGCAGUGUUCCUCACCGUUUCCAGAUCCCUGAUCUGACCUGAAACAUGUAACUCAUUUUAAAAUUAUUAUUAUUAUUAUUAUUAUUAUUAUUGUUAUUGUUAUUAUUAUUAAUUUUACAUGUAUAAUACCUAUCUACUUGUUCUCUCCUUCUCCUUCUCCUUCUCCUUCUCUUUCAUUUUCUCUCCUCUUUCCAUGCUUCUCUUCUACCUUUUUUCUUUUCCAAACCACAUUUGUAGUGCCAUAGCUACCAUCCCAACUCAGUUGUGAAUUACAACACACCAAUUAAUUAAAUACCUAUAUUCUAAAGAACUCGUGGUUGUUAAAUUGGUUUAAGAAGAGUAAAAGUGUCUUAUGGUAGAAAUGGAGCAAGCUUCAUGAACUUGAAUGCAUUGCUAUUUUGCUAUGCUUAUUCCUUGCCUCAUGGGGACUUCUGGUAUGAACACUUUUCUCAUUCCAGGUCUCUCCUCCAUGGUCAUAGUAAUUUGAAUAAGAUAAGAACAACAUAUACAAAAAUGACAAUGGUUUCAGGAACAGAAGAUCCUGCCUUAGUAUAAAGGAUUGAACUAGCUUACCUUCCAGCACUGUUAUUUAUGGUUCAGUAGGGCUAUGAUAAUUAAAUUACAUGUUUAAUUAGAAUUCCAAAGAACAUUAGUGCAAUGUAGGCCAUAAACAGAGAAAACAUUUGUAGGGGGAAAUUAUUUGAUAGAUGGCAGAGUUAUGGUAACUGAUGCAACAGAUUAGAUAAAAGAUGGUGGUAUAGCUGUUAAUGAUCCACAAUGAACACCCACAAUGAAGUGUGGGUCUUUGAUGAUGCAUUCUGCCAUAGAUUCAGCACCAAUUAUUUUGGGGGAAUGUGAGACUAGGAACUUAUAUCCAAAACACCCUUGCACCUAUUAAUGGAUAUCAUGCUAGGCCAAGGGUUUCUCUGCUAAACAUCUGCAUAUAGUAAAGGUAAAGGGACCCCUGACCGUUAGGUCCAGUCGCGGAUGACUCUGGGGUUGCAGCGCUCAUCUCGCUUUACUGGCCGAGGGAGCCGGCAUACAGCUUCCGGGUCAUGUGGCCAGCAUGACUAAGCUGCUUCUGGCAAACCAGAGCAGCGCACGGAAACACUGUUUCUGCAUGUAGUAGUUGCUGCCAAUAGGCAACAGACAGAAGAUGUGCAGUAUUGUACAAAUCAGUUGGGCAUAUAGAUAGAUAGAGUGCUAUGUUAGGACUAGUGGCAAACAGCUACCACACCCCAGCAUGAAAGCAGGCAGACCUUUAAAAUGGUCGCUGUACAAAUGGGGACUUUAGAGAGUGGUUCAGUUUGUAACUGACAAGUUGCUCAGUCUGAGGACCAGACCAAAGUCAGAAGCUUCAUAGGAUCAGGUGGAGUCCUAUUGGCCACUUUUGUCACUUUUGAUCCCUGCAGAAGCAUUAGCUUCGGUGAUGGUGCCAAAGGUCAGCAGAUUGCUCAUCUACAAGCUGCCAUGAUGACACAAUUAACAGGUCGCUAGGAACAGGUCGUUGGGAAAGUCCUCAAUUGGAAACCCCUAACACCUGACGAGUUAUUUCAAACACAUAUUAAUGAAGAAGCCUCACUAUCGCAAAAGCACUAGAGGCAUGGUGGAAACCUAAUGUACCAUACUCUACAUGAUUACAUCAGAGCACUUUCAUCAAGAAAUGACAGGUUUCUCAAAAGAGCCUGACAAAAAUAUUGCAGCAGAUCUUUUAAGGCUCUGGCAUUUCUGUAAUGAACUACUUAGCUGUAAAUUCUGAAGAUGUCCUGUUAACACAGAGAUACAGUCAACACACCUAAUGAACUGAACUUAGGCAUCAUAUAAGCAUUCUAAGGUUUGAUUUUGAUUUUUUUUAAGUCUCAUCUCCAUAUUUUGCUGGAGUCACAGGAGAAAUAACAAAGUGAGCUUUUCAUUAUAGCAAAGAGCUUACAUUCUUCUCAGAAAUAACCUUUUCAAAAAAAAGAAAUACUCACUCUAUCCCUUUCCAUAUAUUCCCCCACUCCCUGGCACUGUAGAUAUCUUUUCAAAGAGAUAAUUAACUGCUGUGACUUUGCUGUCGGUCAUUCAAGCCAGUGAAUUAGCAUGGUGCAUUUAAGUGAGAUUAAUAUAUGUGAACCUGAAAACAAUGUUUAUAGCAGGCUGUGCAGAAAAAUUAUGGAAGCGUUAGAGCUGGGACAUUCUUCCCAUGCCUGCAUGAUUGCAUUGUCUUCUGCUAUAAACAGCUUGAAAGCAGAUGGAGAACUGUUCUCUUACCUUGCAAAUGUCACAUAAUACACACAAAUGCCAUUUCAUCCUUUAUUUCCAGGAACCAGGAAACCCAGCAUUUUGCCCUAUGGGAUGCUGCUGGAUACAUGGGGGGUGGGGUCAUAUGAAUAUAGGUCAGAGGUUAAUAAGCUAUGACCCUCCAGAUAUUUUGGACUCCAACUCCCACCAGCCCCAGCCAGCAUAGCCCAAUGGUCUGUGAUGAUGGGCAUUGUAGUUCAACAGCUUCUGGAGGGCCACAUGUUACCCACCCCUGAUUUAGGUAGUCUAGAGUUUAUAUUUCAGUGCCUCAUCUAUUGUUCUAUUUCUGCUCAGCAUUUUGGUUAUUCCUUGUAGGUAAUACCAGAAGCAAGUACAGGAGACAACCAGCAUAUCAUUCGCACCCAUUUGAACGGGAUGGAUGAUUAUUUUAUUCCACAUACAAACCUCAUUAUCAAUCACAUCAGGUAAGAGUCCUCUGGGCCCCAGUAGUUUGUACUUUUAAUCUGAUGAAAUUAUUAUCAAUCAUGAUAAUUACUUGCUUUGCUUUCAUGGCAAUCGCUGAAAGCUCCACAACACUAGAAAAUAAAAACCAUGAAGACCUGCUCCAAAUGGCUCCAUGUUAGCUAAGAGACAAGAAACAGCACAUGAAAUAAGAAAGAUGGGAAGUACACAAAGAAGCAAUGGGGGUAACAAUGGCCAGCAUGAUUAUUAGGUGCCGGGCAAAAAUGCCCUUUUUAUUUUCCCCUGUGCUUUUAACUUUGGAUAUAUUCCCUUCUCCCUGCUGUAACUGUAUUUAGCAAAGCCUUUCUGUGUUUUUGCUAGAUUUUCAUUACUUCCUGUAAACCACAAAUUUUGAAUUGAAUAGCAGUAUGGAAAAGUUUUCAAUAAACGAAGUUCUGGGUUAUGCAAGAUUUCAGCAGCAACUCUUUUCUCUGCCUAGCUGAGAGCCUUUGCAAAUGUUCUGCUGACAUAGCUUUGUGACUCUGCAGCCUUUAUGCAUCCUGUUGGUUGUGCAGUGUCCAGAUGCCAGGGAUGCCUGUGGUUUGUCGAGCAUCAUCAUGUUAGCCCAGUGCAAUUCAUUGUUAUGUGUUUCGGGGCAGAAAAGCAUUUCUUUCUUUAUUUGAUGAUUUAUUUGAAACAUUUAACUGUUAUUUAAUUAAAUAGCACAUGUAUUUACCUUUGUAUUAUACCAGUGGUCCUCAUACACACAAAUGGGUAUUAGUAAGUGUACCAUGCUAUAGGGGACGCAGGUGGCGCUGUGGUCUAAACCACUGAGCCUCUUGGGCUUGCUGAUCAGAAGGUUGGCGGUCCGAAUCCCUGCGAUGGGGUGAGCUCCCAUUGCUCUGUCCCAGCUCCUGCCAACCUAGCAGUUCGAAAGUAUGUCAAAGUGCAAGUAGAUAAAUAGGUACUGCUCUGGCGGGAAGGUAAACGGCAUUUCCAUGCGCUGCUCUGGUUUCAGUGUUCCAUUGCGCCAGAGGUGGCUUAGCCAUGCUGGCCACAUGACCCAGAAAAACUGUCUGUGGACAAACGCCGGCUCCCUCGGCCUGUAAAGUGAAAUGAGCGCCAGAGUCAUUCGCGACUGGACUUGGCUGUCAGAGGUCCUUUCCCUUUACCUUUAAGUAUACCAUGCUACUGGUUUGCUUUACUAUAUUUGCUGUGCAAGCCUGUAUAUGUCUACUCAGAAGUAAGUUCCAAUCAGUUCAAUAGGACUGUUCCCAAGUUAAAUGUGUACAGCAUCUAAUGUUUUUGAAAGGUUUUGUUUAAAGUCUUCAAGUGGCUUAAUUCAAAAAAAGCUGCAGGUGUCACCUUAUUACUCUGCAAUCGCCUAUCCAUUUCAUUUUCUCUGCCAGUAUUCCAUCCAUCCCACACAGCAUCUUUCUGAUGGAUGUAAGUAUAGCAACUGAAUGAAACACUAAAUCCCAGGAGUGUUCAUGUGCGAUCAUACACUAUGCAGGCUUACUCUUCAGGAGUAAAUUGCCAUGGCUGGACACUUCAGUUAUGCUUUCAGCUAAAAAAAAUAAGGCAGGGGAUAUAAGCCUAUUAUAUGGAGACAGCUGUGUUUUAUAGGUGAAAACACAGGUCUGAAGUAUGAUUUUCACACAGUGGAAUGCUGGCAAUUCGAUUGUGUAACAAUUGUUCCAAAGCAUGACCUCAAGAAACAUUAUGUGCUAGUCUUUUAGGCAGAUAAGCCACAUGUGUGUGGAGCACAGGUGAAAUGGAGCAGAUUUUCUAUUGUUUUCCCUUUGAGAAUUACUCAAGGGCAAACACGGCUUAAUAUUUAACUACUUUCCUAUAAGGCAUGAUAGGGAAGUCUUAACACACUACUUUCAAUAGGUGCAAGAGAAUUCUAUAACUUAUGCAAAGAAAAACCCACUAUAUCAUAUCAAGUACAGUAGUACCUCGUUGUGAGUCCGCCCCAUUUAGCAUCCAUUUAGUGGAACGUCUGCAGCAAACCCGGAAGUCCCAGAACGGGUACUUCCAGGUUUUCUGCUCGUGCUCAUGCAGAAGCGCUAAAUCGCGGUUCACGCAUGCAUAGAAGCGCAAAACAGCGCAUGCACAGAGCGGUGCUUUGUCGAGCGUCCCUUUCAUCGAGCAUCCGGGGCUCCGGAACGGAUCCUGGAAUCAAAACAAGGUACCACUUUAUGUCUAUAGGACAUUAACGUUUUGUUUCCAUGACUUUCUCAUCUCCUUCAUGGCUUGAAAUGUCACUAUUCUAUGCUAUAUAUUCUUGAGGACUUAGGUUGGUGUUAAUGUAAUAUAUUUAGAUUGUAGCCCCCUUGUCAGGGGCAGGCCAGCAAUAAAACAGCCAGUGUCAGUGAAGUUAACUAUUUAUUCAAAGAAACCAAAACAGCACAGACCUAGUGAUCACAACUCUUACCAGUAAGUCUUGCCCCAAUGAAGCAGUUGAAGGUCCCUGUCUUCCCACUGCUCUCCAAGGCUCCUCUCCCACUUCCUUCUACAGCAGCCUAAGACUCUUUCAUCUUGUCUCUUUUUGCUCCACCCUGUUCAUUUCAUUCUGCUCCAUCGUAUGAUUCUUCUUCAAACAGGAUCAGCUUUUGGGAGAAGCAGGUAUCUGCAGGGGAGAGAAAGCCAGAAAACCCCAAUGUGUCAGAACUGGAUCCUCUUUCCUGCAUCCAACCCUCUCUUUCUAGGGUACAGCAGCUGUUAGCAUGGGAUUUUAGUUUUAAUAUGUCUCCUUGUCUUUAAUAUUGUCUACCUAGUUAACAUGAGUCAUAUGAUAAGCUGGGAAACCCCUGGUUAAAAUCUCAGCUUAGCCAUGAACUUGCUUUGUGACCUUAAGCAGCAAAAUGUGUUUCUGUCUUAUGGACUUACUCAAUAUUUAAUUUUAUUUGGCCUAAGUGCACAAAGCAUUCCACAGAUACUGAAACAACUUAGCCAAACAGUAAGUGUUACAACUAGCCUCGGAAAUUUUGGUGAGCUCUGAAAACCUUUUCAUUUCCAGAACAUUAAUUUCAUAAGGUCACUUCUAAUACUCAACUCCUUUAUUUAUUAGGUGUGUCCAUUCUCCAUUUUGUUCUGUUAUUGUUUAUUAAAUAAUAAACAUUUCAAAUAAAUACAUACAUAUUGAUGACAGCGUAAUAGUGGCCUACCUCCUAGGGUUGCGUAAGACUUAACAAGACAACAUUUCUGCUCUUGGGCCAAGUGACACAAAGAAUUGUUAUUCUCAUAACAUCUUGUGGCAUCUGUUUGGUUAUAUAUUGUUUGUCUUUUAUUUCCCCAUUUUAGAUUUGGUUUCAUCUUUAACAAGUCUAAGUCUGUAGUUCACAAAAUUGAUCUGGAAACUGUGGCUCACAUCAAGACGAUCAGCUUCAAGAACUACAGCUGUUUGCCCCUAGCCAUGGCCUAUACACAUCUGGGUGGCUACUUCUUCGUCCAGUGCAAAACAAACAUGUCAGUACCAAUAACUCCACAGCUUAUAAUUGACAGUGUUACAGAUUCUGUUAUUGGCCCCAACAGCGACAUAUCAGGUACUCCCUACAUCUCCCCUGAUGGACGCUAUUUGGUCAGCGCAGAUGAACAGAGCGGGAGGAUCAGAGUCCAGGCAAUAACAAUCCAAGGGGAAAUCAAGUUGAUUUAUGACUUACAAACCACCAUGCACAUAUCCGAUCUGACAUUUCAGUCCUCUUUCACCGAAGGCAAUCAGUAUUAUAUAUACGCUACUUCACAUUUGCAAACAGAUGUGCUUUUUGUAGAGUUGUCAACAGGGAAAAUGGACGUAUUGAAGAAUUUAAAGGACCCUAUCAAAUCCAAAGACUGGCCCUGGAGUAACUACAACAGAAUUAUCCAAGACAGUGGAUUAUUUGGACAAUACCUUAUAACACCAGCAAAGGAGUCACUAUUUAUAAUUAAUGGGAGACAAAACACAUUACGCUGCGAGGUUUCGGGUAUCAAGAGAGGCAACACAGUGGUUUGGGUUGGAGAUGUAUGAAAAGUCAAAAGGAACAGAACUGCCAUAAAACAAUGGACUGAUUGGACCUUUAACUGCAAAAAAUAUAUAUAUGCAGUAGCAUUGUAUAUUUUUACACUGAGGGAAAAACUGUAUAAGCUUCAUGGUGCAACACUGGCCUACUUGCAAGGUUUAUAAUAUAAGGUAUGCUCUGCUAAUAGGAAUUGGUUACGCUGGGAAUUUGUGUGGAAGUCGGACGUGACAGCUUGAGUUAUGGAACAUAUACUAGGAAAAGGAAUGAUUUCUCAAAACAGAGAUUGUAUAAGCCACAUUCCUUGGUGAUUCUGUACAACAACACUUUUGCGUUGAAAGGCUGAUGACUUCUUAAGUUCCAUCAGUAUUCAUUCUAUUGGUCCAACAUAACAUUGCCUGUAGUGUGUGCCAUGUGGCAUGAAGUCAGGCCUGUAGCUUAGACAUUUUCACAUGGAUG
This is a messenger RNA of Podarcis lilfordi (Lilford's wall lizard), 20647 nucleotides long. The record is from the annotation of a GenBank genome assembly. Lineage: Eukaryota; Metazoa; Chordata; Lepidosauria; Squamata; Lacertidae.